Sorex araneus (European shrew) is the source of this 1298-nucleotide messenger RNA. It is a transcript of the gene MRPS35, whose product is annotated as mitochondrial ribosomal protein S35. The record is from RefSeq and is a predicted model, not a curated record. The transcript has 8 exons. Gene Ontology annotation, biological process: mitochondrial translation. Gene Ontology annotation, molecular function: structural constituent of ribosome. Bases 198 to 1079 code for a protein of 293 amino acids. Lineage: Eukaryota; Metazoa; Chordata; Mammalia; Eulipotyphla; Soricidae. Gene Ontology annotation, cellular component: mitochondrial small ribosomal subunit.
GCUCGUGUGUCCCCGCAGUGACCCAGCGGGCGGGAGGCCUGACGCCUGCGGGCUCCUCUCCUCGUGCUCCGUCUCCGGGAGGCAGCUCAGGGCUGACCCCCGGCGCUGCUCUCGGCCACACCGGGCGGGCCCAGAGUUGGCGCGGACAGCUGUGUGCAGGGCAGGCCCCACCCUCUGUGCCCUCUCCCGGGCCGCGUAUGUGCGUUUCGCAGCGGGGGCCACCAGCAGGAACGUCCAGACCGGACAGGCCUCUCCGGAGAAAGGCGCUGCCCCCCAGGACCGAGAAGAUGGCUGUGGACCAGGACUGGCCGAGCGUGUACCCCGUGGCAGCCCCGUUCAAGCCCUCAGCCGUGCCCCUCCCCUUGCGGAUGGGCUACCCCGUGAAGAGGGGCGUGCCCAUGGCCAAGGAGGGCAACCUGGAGCUCCUCAAGGUUCCAAACUUCCUGCACCUGACUCCCGUGGCGAUCAAAAGGCACUGCCAGGCCCUUAAAGAGUUCUGCACCGAGUGGCCGGCGGCUCUGGACAGCAGCGAGAAGUGCGAGCAGCUUUUCCCCGUGGAGGUGGAGACGGCCGACUACGUCUCCUCGGGACCCUCCAUCCGAAACCCCAGGGCGCGUGUGGUCACGUUGAGGGUUAAACUUUCCAGCUUGAAUUUGGACGAUCAUGCGAAGAAAAAAUUAAUUAGACUUGUGGGAGAGCGGUACUGCGAGAGCACGGACGUGCUCACCCUCAGGACGGACAGGUGCCCACUGAAGAGACAGAAUUACGACUAUGCAAUGUACUUGCUGACGGUCCUGUACCACGAGUCCUGGAAAACGGAGGAGUGGGAGCGGAGUAGGAGCGAGGCCGACGCGGACGAGUACGUGUGGGAGAACAGCCCGUCCCAGAGGACCGUCCUGGACACGCUGCAGCGCAUGGCGCCGGCCGGCACGGCCCCGCGCGCCCACCAGGACCUGCUGGCCUCCCGGGAGGUGGCCGAGUACCGGGAGGCGGUCGUGGGCCUGAGGAACUCGGGCGACAGCGAGACGGGCCUCUCCCGGUACAAGGAGUCCGUGAAGAGGCUCUUGGGGCUGCCGUGAGUGGGGCCGCCCGCCCUUCCUGUCGUGCCCCGGGUUCAGAGGUGGGACUCCCAGGGCGCCGGAGCGACGGCACAGCGGGGAGGGCGUUUGCCUUGCACACGGCUGACCCGGGUUCGAGCCCCAGCAUCCCGUACGGUCCCCCGAGCACCGCCAGGAGUGACCCUGAGCAUCGCCGGGUGUGACCCAGAGAGAAAGAUAAAAAAGAGAAGCAGAAGCAGA